Nerophis lumbriciformis (worm pipefish) is the source of this 429-nucleotide messenger RNA. The record is from RefSeq and is a predicted model, not a curated record. NCBI's taxonomy places the organism in Eukaryota, Metazoa, Chordata, Actinopteri, Syngnathiformes, Syngnathidae.
AUGAAAAUGUCGGCCAGCGACAUGUCCCCGGUGCUGAAAGAGGGCGAGCUGGAGAAAAGGAGCGACAACCUUCUCCAGUUCUGGAAGCGGAAGACGUGCGUCCUGACCCCGGACGGCCUCAACAUGUACGCCGACGCGCACAAGCGCUCCAGGGGCAAAGAGCUGAAAUUACAGAGCAUUAAAAAAGUGGACUGCGUGGAGCGCACCGGAAAGUUCGUCUACUUCACCAUCGUCACCACCGACGACAAGGAGAUCGAUUUCCGCUGCCCCGGCGAGGACAACUCGUGCUGGAACGCCGUCAUCACCAUGGCGCUCAUCGACUAUCAGAACCGCAUGGCCAUCCGGGACUUUAAGACGCGCCAGGACGGCGAGAUCGACGGCGCUGGGAGCGAGUGCGGGUUCGAGAGACGCGCGGCCAGAGCGCCCUGA